Entelurus aequoreus (snake pipefish) is the source of this 2050-nucleotide messenger RNA. Its product is annotated as oocyte zinc finger protein XlCOF22-like. The transcript has a single exon. Gene Ontology annotation, biological process: regulation of transcription by RNA polymerase II. The record is from RefSeq and is a predicted model, not a curated record. Gene Ontology annotation, molecular function: DNA-binding transcription factor activity; RNA polymerase II cis-regulatory region sequence-specific DNA binding. Bases 317 to 1054 code for a protein of 245 amino acids. NCBI's taxonomy places the organism in Eukaryota, Metazoa, Chordata, Actinopteri, Syngnathiformes, Syngnathidae.
CGUCCAGCAGCUGAUCGGUAAUCCAGAAGAAGUUUCCCCUCAGUUAGGGGGGAGCUCCACUUUGAAGCAGGAGACUCCACAACCACCCUGCAUUAAAAAGGAAGAGGAGGAACUCUGCAUCACUCAGGAGGGAGAGUGUCUUCUAGGACGAGAGGAAGCUGAUUACACCAAGUUUCCACUGAGUAUUCUCUCUGUGAAGACUGAAGAUGAUGAAGAGAAACCACAAGUAAACAACCUCUUAGCUCCACUAUCAGAUAGUGAGGCUGAAGACGAGGUUGAAGAACCUUUGAGCAGCGAUAAAGACUGUGAAGAUGAUAUGAGGACUCACACUGACAACAAACACUCUGAAUGCUCUACAAAGAAGAGAGGUAAAACAUGUUUGAGCUGCUCAGUUUGUGGUAAAAGCUUUUCUUGUAAGAGGAAUUUGACUGAACACAUGAGAACACACACAGGUGAAAAACCAUUUAUUUGUUCACUUUGUGGCAAAAGCUUUUCUGUUAAGAGGAAUUUUACUCAACACAUGAGAACACACACAGGUGAAAAACCAUUUAGUUGUUCAGUUUGUGGCAAAAUCUUUUCUCGAAAUACCUUUUUGACUCAACACAUGAGAACACACACAGGUGAAAGACCAUUUAAUUGUUCAGUUUGUGGCAAACGCUUUUCUGUUAAGAGCCAUUUGACUGAACACCUGAGAACACACACAGGUGAAAAAACAUUUAACUGUUCGAUGUGUGGCAAAAGCUAUCCUGUUAAGAGCACUUUGAUUCAACACAUGAGAACGCACACAGGUGAAAAACCGUAUAAUUGUUCAGUUUGUGGAAAAAUAUUUUCUCGAAAUACCUCUUUAAUUAAACACAUGAGAACACACACAGGUGAAAAAACAUUUAGUUGUUCAAUUUGUGGCAAAAGCUAUUCUGUUAAGAGCACUUUGAUUGAACACUUGAGAACGCACACAGGUGAAAAACCAUGUAAUUGCUCGGUUUGUGGUAAAGGCUUUUCUCAUAAUGGCUCUUUGUGGCGACACGAGAAGACAUGUUGGAGAAAAACCAUUUAGUUGUUCAGUGUGCUGUAAAAGGUUCCCACAUAAUGCAGACGCAGUAAAACACAUAAGAACACACAAGAGAAAAUAACCAAUUAGCUGUUUAGUUUGUGGUAUGUUGCUCAUAUGUGGUGACAUCCACCCUACCCAGGACCUCCUCACUGCUUCUUUCACAAAUAUCUGAGGUAUUCAUACAAACUUGGAUUAUUUGGAGCAUAAUCUUAUCUAUGGGGUCUUAUCUACUCAUGACCCCAUGAAACCUUCCUGAACAGUAAGAUAGAUGAUGCUUCAAGUGCUUGGUUACUCCUUCUUCAGUCCAGGGACCUGGGGCCUCAUGUGUCAAGUUUGUGCACGCUCAAAAACCUGCACUACACCCUUUUUCACUGCAAAGUUGAGUUGUAUCAAAACUGACGUUGACGCAUAAGUGAUGCUGGGUAACUGUUUGCAUAACAAACUGCCAACUUUUACUCCUCAGACUGAUUUAUGUGCAAAUCAGUGACAUGUGAAUAUUUAACCCCCAACACCCACAACCCAACCCCCACCUCCCUCGACAUUCAGGCAUAACAGGUUCAAUCCGGCCCGCGAGAUGAGUUUGCAAAGUGUAAAAUUCAGCUACAUUUUUAAAUGAAAGAAACUGCUGUUCUAAUUGUGUCCACUGGUUGUCGCAAUAGCAAUUCUGUUAGGCAAGCAAAUAGCAUAGCAAGUAUACCAAGCAAGAGGCUGUGACUCCUCCCCCUCCACCCAACGUAAAACAGGAGUAAAAUAAGCAAUCAGUAACGCCACUUAAAAUGCAGCAUGAGACACUGCACACUGAUAUAGUUCUGUGAAAAUGAUUGUCUUCUGUGCAAAUGUAAAGAAAGUGAACAGUGUGUGAUUUACUGCAAUACUGUCAGUCUUUUAACUUUUUAUUUGUGCUUUGUUGAAAUUGUUCACACAUUGCACAGCUUUUAUUUUUCUAUCAAUACACAUUAUGUCUAGAAGACAGGAAGUAACUCAACACUCUUGAAUAGU